UGUUAGAGGAAUGAGAGUUGUGAGACCCCAGCUGCACGAACAGAGGUCAGGGGUCUUUAAUGUCAUGACUGUGGAACACUCCUCUCACAACAUGUGCUCAUGCUAUGAAACCGGACCACCAUCUACCUACUCAAGGUCUUAUGAGAUGGCCGGAUCUAAGAUACAAGGUUACACAGAAAUUGUUUAAAAUCUCCCUUUUUGUUUUGACUUUUGCUUUACCCUGACCUGGCGUGUAACCAGGCACGGCUGACUAUAAGAGAACCAGUGAGAGUUGAUCAAGAACUCAGACCAUCAGGAGAAGCCGGUAGCAGGGAGUCUGGGUUGUUGCUUCAGUUUCAGAGUGUGAGUGUAUCGCGUCCGUCCGUUUGAGAGAUUGACCAUUUUAAUCACCUCGGAAGCAACAGUGUUUCUUCAGUUCAGCAGCUGGUCGUGGAGUGUGUGUGUGUGCGUGUCAUUGCGUCAGUGUGUCUACCAUGUGUGUGUGAUGGAUCUGUUGUCGCCUGUGUGUGGACGUGUGAUGGCGGUGGUGUGCUUGGACACCGUCAUAGCCGACCUGUUGGUGUCCGAGUCACGGAACGCCACAGCCACCAGGUCAGAGGGCAUCUCCCUGGCAACGGGGUCCCUCCUCCUGCUCCUCUGUCUGCUGCUGGCUGCCUGGCGUCACACAGACAACAACUCUGUCCCAGGUCCUUUUUUCUGUCUGGGUGUGGGUCCUCUCCUCUCAUACCUCAGGUUUAUAUGGACAGGUAUUGGCACUGCCAGUAACUAUUACAACAGUAAAUAUGGAGACAUCGUCAGGGUCUGGAUCAACGGAGAGGAGACAUUCAUACUCAGCAGUUCCUCUGCAGUGCAUCAUGUUCUGAGACAGGGGCGUUACACCUCUCGGUUCGGCAGUAAACAGGGUCUGAGCUGUAUUGGCAUGGAUGAGAGAGGCAUCAUCUUCAACAGCAACAUAGCUCUAUGGAAGAAGACCCGCACCUACUUCGCUAAAGCUCUGACAGGACCUGGGCUGCAGAAGACAGUAGACGUGUGUGUCUCGUCCACACAGACUCACCUGGACGCUCUCCAGGGGCCGGACGGACUGAUGGGUGGACAGGUGGACGUCCUGAGUCUACUAAGGUGUACAGUAGUGGACAUCUCUAACAGACUGUUCCUAGGGGUGCCUCUCAACGAGAAGGAGCUGCUGCAGAAGAUUCAGAAGUACUUUGACACGUGGCAGACAGUGCUGAUCAAACCAGAUGUCUACUUCAAGUUGGACUGGAUCCAGCAGAAACACAGGAGAGCAGCUCAGGAGCUGCAGGAUGCUAUAGAGAGUCUGGUCGACCAGAAGAGAAGAGGUCUACAGGAAGCUGACAAACUGGACCACAUCAACUUCACUGCAGACCUCAUCUUUGCACAGAGCCAUGGGGAGCUGUCAGCUGAGAAUGUGAGGCAGUGUGUAUUGGAGAUGGUGAUAGCAGCUCCGGACACUCUGUCUAUCAGUCUGUUCUUCAUGCUGCUGCUUCUCAAACAGAACCCUGACGUAGAACUACAGCUCCUAGAAGAGAUAGACACUGUUAUAGGUGAUAGGGAGCUCCACAACUCUGACCUGCAGAACCUAAGGGUCCUAGAGAGCUUCAUCAAUGAGUCCUUAAGGUUCCAUCCUGUGGUGGACUUUACCAUGCGCCGGGCACUGUCUGAUGAUGUCAUCAGUGGCUACCGGGUGCCAAAGGGGACAAACAUCAUUCUGAACAUGGGACGCAUGCACAGAUCAGAGUUCUUCCUCAAGCCCAAUGAGUUCAGUCUGGACAACUUUGAGAAAAAUAUACCUAAUCGUUUCUUCCAGCCUUUCGGAUCCGGUCCUCGAUCCUGCGUUGGCAAGCACAUUGCCAUGGUGAUGAUGAAAUCCAUCCUGGUUACGCUUUUGUCACGGUACUCUGUGUGUCCUCAUGAGGGCCUGACCCUAGAUCGCCUCCCACAGACCAACAACCUAUCACAGCAGCCCGUGGAGGAGGAGGGGGAGCCUCACACCAUGAAGUUCCUCCCAAGACACCAAGCCAGGAAGCAGUCUUAGAGCAGGGCUCAGACACUGGUAUAUCCCAAAUGACAACCUAUUCCCUAUGUAGUGCAAUACCUUUCACCAGGGCUCACAGGGCUCUGGUCAAAAGUAGUGCACUAUGUAGGAAAUGGGGUGGUAUUUGGGACAAAGAUUGUAUUUUAGGGCUAAUCUUAAAAUAAUACUUACUUCCCACAUAUGUAAUAUGUCAGUAUUUGAUUCAUAUUUGUAUGUUUUUUUAAUUUGUACUACAAGUUAUUUUGUGACUUUUUCUAUGAUAAUAAGUUAUGUUCCAGGAGGACAUGUCUUUGUAGCCAAUGGUAUCUGUAAUAAGAAACGCUUGUUGUUGAUUCACACACACCAUUAUAAUUAUAGAAUCUGAACUGUACAUUAACACUUUUAAAACUAAAUGACGCUGAAGUGAAAAUAAAUUGUAUAUAUUGUUUUAUU
Oncorhynchus mykiss (rainbow trout) is the source of this 2485-nucleotide messenger RNA. RefSeq names its product aromatase. Gene Ontology annotation, cellular component: endoplasmic reticulum. Gene Ontology annotation, biological process: response to estradiol; female gonad development. Gene Ontology annotation, molecular function: aromatase activity; iron ion binding; heme binding. NCBI's taxonomy places the organism in Eukaryota, Metazoa, Chordata, Actinopteri, Salmoniformes, Salmonidae. The record is from RefSeq and is a predicted model, not a curated record.